Messenger RNA from Bombina bombina (fire-bellied toad), 2931 nucleotides. RefSeq names its product tropomodulin 4 (gene TMOD4). The transcript has 10 exons. Bases 167 to 1216 code for a protein of 349 amino acids. The record is from RefSeq and is a predicted model, not a curated record. Gene Ontology annotation, biological process: muscle contraction; pointed-end actin filament capping; myofibril assembly. Gene Ontology annotation, molecular function: tropomyosin binding. Gene Ontology annotation, cellular component: striated muscle thin filament; myofibril. Lineage: Eukaryota; Metazoa; Chordata; Amphibia; Anura; Bombinatoridae.
AGUUCUGCAGUUGAACACUAGGUGGCUGCCAGAGAGUGUAUGAUCUUUACUUUUUCAGGCUAAAGGGAAGCCCCAGGCCACACCCCUUCUCAGAGUAUCUCCUGUCCUAGCCCAGUCAGACCCCUCACAGCACACCGGCUAGGCACAAGCGCUGUGAGUUGUCACCAUGAGCACCAUGUCUUACCAGAAGGAGCUGGAGAAGUAUAGGGACAUAGAUGAAGAUGAAAUCAUGAGUGGUAUGUCAGCUGAGGAACUGGCUCAGCUGGACUUGGAAUUGCAGGAGAUGGACCCAGAGAACAUACUCCUUCCAGCUGGGAUGCGUCAGAGAGACCAGACAAAGAAGGACCCCACUGGACCACUAGACAGAGAUGCCCUCUUAACCCAUUUGGAGAAGGAGGCUAUUGAAGCCAAAGAACGUGAAGAUCUUGUCCCUUUUACUGGAGAAAAGAAAGGAAAGCCCUUUAUUCCCAAGCAGUCAAAGAGAGAGAUUCCCAAAGAGGAACAGAUUGAGUUGGAACCAGAGUUGGAGGAAGCCUUGGCCAAUGCAACUGAUGCGGAGAUGUGUGAUAUUGCAGCAAUUCUUGGAAUGUACACACUCAUGAGCAACAAGCAGUACUAUGAUGCAAUCACAUGUGGCAUUAUCAUUAACACAGAAGGAAUCAACAGUGUGGUGCAGCCUGACAAGUACAAACCAGUCCCAGACGAACCCCCAAAUCCAACAAAUAUAGAUGAAACUCUUCAAAAAAUUCAAAGCAACGCAGCUGACCUGGAAGAGGUUAAUCUAAAUAAUAUUAAGGACAUUCCCAUUUCUACUCUCAAGGAGAUUUGCAAUGCUAUGAAAAGCAACACUCAUGUGAAAAAGCUGAGUCUGGUGAACACCCGUAGUAAUGAUCCUGUUGCAUAUGCCGUGGCUGAAAUGUUGAAGGAAAACAAGACACUUCAGAGCCUGAACAUUGAAUCAAACUUUAUUUCCAGCACUGGGAUGCUAUCUGUUCUCAAAGCUAUGAAAAGCAACACAACUCUGUCGGAACUUCGGGUGGACAACCAGCACCAGAACCUAGGAGACACAGUAGAAAUGGAGAUGGCAUCCAUGGUAGAGAACUGCCCUUCCAUCGUACGCUUUGGGUACCACUUUACACAGCAGGGACCAAGAGCCAGAGUAUCAAACGCUAUCACCAGGAACCUCGAGCUGCGUCGCAAGCAGAAGAAGGUUUAAAAGAACCACUUUGUCCCAUCUUGAACUCCAGCCCUCUGACCGUCUGUGCAAUGUCCGAGCUGUGUAACUGAUUUUUACACUUAAAAGCUCUCCCUGUCAUAAACCAACUUUUUGGACAAUCUCUGUAAACUCCAUCACCCUGUGCUAUGAAAUCCUCACAUAACUCUGUGUAUGACAUUAGUGUAAAACCUCCAGAGACACAUUUGGGUUCCAAGAUGCAAUUGGCCCAUUAAGUGGACACACACAAUUGUACUUCUAUUCUCUCUCUCUCUCUUUUCACACUUUGUCACUUUAACUGUUUAAUUUGACCUACUCUUUAGGUUGUUUAAUCCACCCCCCCCUUUGUCUUCUUGCUCAGCGCAUUGUCCCUAUUUGCUGCCAUUACUUCAGCUAUGUCUCCAUAUCUCCCUGAUCCUCUAUUGCCAUUUGCCUCCCAGUCUUGAGGCCUGAUGAUGAAAAACUCACUGGUAUAGAGAUACGUCACACAAAAUCUUUAGGUUUUUAUUUGAGCAUUAUAUUGUAAUGAAGGUGUUUCUCCUUCGUACCCAGAAGCCUACAUAGCUAAAUAACCAGGUCUCAAGCAAACAUUUGCCUUAAUAAAAUAGAUUGAAGGACCUCUUAGUACUUUACCAUAGCGUAGAUCUUUAGAUGAUCAGCCUUUCAAUCUUUUCUCAAUUACUACCAAUCUCUUUUGCUUUCUCUCCCUUCUCAUGCUGCUGUCUCCCCCACCUUAUAGCACAUGGUUUAACAUUGUCCCCCUCCAUGUGCUCUUGCUCAGGGCUCGUUGGUUACUGUCUGCUGUGUGGCACAGCUUUGUGGUUUUGGUGCCAUACAGGUUAUACCAUGACACAGUGGAUAUAAUUAGUUUUAGUUUGGAAAUUCAUAAUCCUGGUUAAUUACCUGUUUGCACCUUUUAAAUGUAUAAAUACGUCCUACAUCUCUCUUAAAGGGACAUUCAAUUGAAUAGUUCUAUCUUGCAAAUGAAAUAAUACUAUUUAAAUAUUUUAAAGGAUUAUUAUUUUUUUCUACAUACACGUUUUCAAUAAAACCUCUUUUAACUGACUUUGGGAUAGGAUGUGUAUGUUUGUGCAUAACUCAUCCCUAGGGACAGAGUAUUCAUUGGAUGAUAAAGAUAACUCCCACAGUUCUAUUAAUGGCUAGUAACAAUUUGCUAGAGCAUUCAUUUAUAGCACUAGUGACACUGCAAAUCUGUGUUUAACCCAUGCAAAGGGGUAAAACACAUAAUUAAAGCACUGCUAGUCCCAGUAGUCACAUGACCCAGCUGUGCAAUUGCCACCUCUUAUUGGCUCACCAGCUGUUUUUCACUCGGGACCAGCAGUUCCCUGUUGCUCCCAAGCAGUACUUUAACCUUGAGUUUAACCCCUUUGUGGUUGUUAAACACAUAGGCUUGCAGCACUAGAUUUAAAAUUAAAUGCUCUAACAAAUUAGUGCAUGUAAUUUUUUGUACUAGACUGUUUCUUUAAUUGUAGCCUUGCUCCAAUAUUUAAAUGUUCUCUGGCUUCAAACAUUAUUUGUCAUUACUGCCCAUUUCUGUCUUAAGUCCCCUGAUGGGUAUCCUGCUUAUGGUUUACAGACUCUGUCUUGUGCUAAGUCAGGACACCAGCUUUGUAGUUGGUGACCAGGAUAUGGGUUGGUGUUUUGAAAGGUUCAAUGUUUUUAAAAUAUGUAAAUAAAGUGACUAUGAACUAUUUUAA